This is a messenger RNA of Penicillium cinerascens, 2229 nucleotides long. RefSeq lists its product as uncharacterized. Gene Ontology annotation, molecular function: RNA polymerase II cis-regulatory region sequence-specific DNA binding; DNA-binding transcription activator activity, RNA polymerase II-specific. Gene Ontology annotation, cellular component: nucleus. The transcript is spliced from 3 exons. The record is from RefSeq and is a predicted model, not a curated record. NCBI's taxonomy places the organism in Eukaryota, Fungi, Ascomycota, Eurotiomycetes, Eurotiales, Aspergillaceae. Gene Ontology annotation, biological process: regulation of transcription by RNA polymerase II. The annotation marks the transcript as partial.
CCUGAUGACGAGUUCAUCAACCGCUUCCAACAAAUCUUCACCGAUAUCAUUCGCCAACGAAACGGCGACAGCAGACCGGAUAGCGAUUUGAAUGGAGAAAUGGGUAAUCCUAUGAUGCCAGUAAAAUAUGCGGACAGCGAGGUUCUAGGUGUGAUGUCUGGAGCUCAUAUAACAAAUGACGGAUCUAGGCCGAAAGGUGACUUGAAAAUGGAUAAGCACGACUUGAAAAUCUCGAACGAUCGAACGCCACGCAACUUGCAAGACCUCAAUUUUACUCCGUCAUGGAUAAACCCGGAUUUGAUGAUGUCCCUCGCUGGUCAUUUCUACACACCUGGCUCGGGCGGACGGGGCACUGUCUUCCACAGUCAGGCGGGCGAUUUGCACACGCCCACGCUCGAUCUGAAUAUGACCACCUCGCUCUCCCUUUCGAAUCCCAUGGCAGGCACACAACCCACUCACCAGCCCUAUUUCGAUCAAUUCAAUCAGCAGUACCUCGCCCAGCACAUGGCAGGUAGGAACCUCUAUGGCGGGGUGGAAUCAUACGCACCAAGCGCAUUUAUCCAUCGUGAUUCGGGCUACGACACUAUGCACGAAUCUCCGGAUGGUACUAUCAAUGACAUCCCGGUGGAUCAAGCAUCAACCAUUACACUCUUUAGGGGCUUUUCGGCUGCUGGCGCCAUGGGCGGCAUGUCCUGUGCCGAAGAUGGAAAUUUUCGUUAUAAUGUAACAUUGCGUGCUCCGACCGCAAUGGUAAAGCAUGCAAAGGAAAUGCCAGUGACCUAUCUCAACAAGGGUCAAGCCUACGAUCUCGCAGUGCUGGACUCCAAUCCUCCGGUUGUCAGCUCUGAGCUGCAAAAAUAUCGAACAUUCGUUCGAGUUUCCUUUGAAGAGGAGGAGCAAAGGUCGAAACCGGCAGCUUGUUGGCAAUUAUGGAAGGAAGGCCGCGGUUCGAAUGAGGCACACCAGAACGGAGGCAAGCUUAUGGCUGUGGAAUACGUGGACCAACUCCAAGGCAAGGGCGACGACUAUAAGCAGCGCCAGGUUCAUGUCGAGCAGACUUCGUUCGAUGGUUUCUGCGUUACCUGGACCGCCGACCCCGUAACUGGCCCUUCCGGUUGCACCAUCCCCGUGCGGUUCAAUUUCCUUUCCACCGAUUUUAGCCUCUCGAAGGGUGUCAGGGGCAUUCCGGUCCGUCUAUGUGCGAAGACAGAGCUUCUAUCACCAGGGGAGGAAGUCGGUGCGAUACGCGAAGCGGAGGUGUGCUACUGCAAGGUCAAAGUCUUCCGCGACCACGGCGCCGAGCGCAAGCUGUCUAAUGACGUCGCCCAUGUCACGAAGGCCGUCGAAAGGUUGAAGCAACAGAUUGCGGAAGCAAAAAUGGGAGGAGGAUUCGGCAAGCGCAGGCGCGGGAGCAAUUCUGUGGCCAGCAUCAAGGGUCCCGCUCAGCCUAUGAAAGCUUCCAAGCACAAGCGCGCCUGGUCGAUGAGUUCACAGUACGAGGCGCCGGAUAAGAUAUCUUUAACGGAUGAUCUGCAAGCCAAGCUGUCCAUGUUACAGGCCAUGUUGUCGUCCACUCGCACUGUGAGCGUUCUGGCUCUCGGUGGCGACGAUGAAGAUGAUCCUGAUCUCUACCCAAUCCGAUUAUCGGUUGAUAGCGAUUUUGUGAGGACAGAAGCCCUCAGCCGUCAAAACACCGGAAUUUUGCAGUCCAUAGAGUCCUUGAUUCUUCCGCCGACCGGCAAUGUCUCAUUGAACUCGCCUUGCAUGGAUACCACUCAAUUAGCUAGUUUGAAGAAUCCGACUAUCAUGCAUAGAACCACCUCGGGUAAUACAAAUGUCUCGACGGGGUUCAUCGAGGCUGUCGACAUCGAUCGGAAAUACCGACCACCUGCGGAGCGGCCACCCAAGCCGAUCGCAUGCUUCUAUAUCGGGUUCCGGGGGUACGGAGAGCAUCCUCCCGACUACUACCGUGCAAUCUACCUGACUGAGCGUACCGCCCGGGAGUUGAUGAAGAAAAUUUCCGAGAAGCAAGACAUCGAUCCAGCAUGUGUUGUCCGCAUUUUUCAUAUGAGCCAGAACGGCAUACGGAUUAUGGUCGAUGACGAUGUUGUGCGUCACAUUCCGGAAGGUCAAGACAUGGUUGUCGACAUCUACGAAGGGCCGAGCCCUGGUGGCAGCGGCGGUAGCGGCCAUAUCGGCUCCUCGGUGGAGAUCAAACUGACCUUUUAA